Messenger RNA from Talaromyces rugulosus, 1638 nucleotides. RefSeq lists its product as uncharacterized. The coding region runs from base 1 to 1638 and encodes 545 amino acids. The record is from RefSeq and is a predicted model, not a curated record. The transcript is spliced from 3 exons. Lineage: Eukaryota; Fungi; Ascomycota; Eurotiomycetes; Eurotiales; Trichocomaceae.
AUGCUACCGUCGAGUACUAAUGCUGUGAAAUCUAGACCCUAUGAGCAAAGUCCAAUUACGCAAUCAACCAAUGAUAUAGAAUGGUUGCAAUGGAUUUACAUGAAUAUUUUCGAAGGCGUUUUUGGAUCUUGGUUGGGCAACUAUAGUUGUCCCUUUCAUAAAAAUGGCAUGCAAGACCAGCAAGACCCAACAUUAUCAGUCAGCAUUGCCAGUCUUUGUUACGAAUGCGAUCAAUGGAUGAAAAGAGUGCAGGGCGAGGAAUCCCAAAUACAACUUGAAGAUGCAGCAAGUCCUAGAGAGACUGAGUACGACCAGCAGAUCAAUCGAUCGUUAUUACAAGCAAUCUGCGCUUUUUCUGCCCGAUGGCUGCUCCUUAAAGAUAAUUCAGAAUUAUCACUCAAUGCAUCAUCCAUGGAUAGAAUAGACGAUCUCUGGAGAACGGUACGUCGUGACACACUCAGAGUGAUGAAUCGACCUUGCUACCGUUCCGCCUUGACCUUGUUCAUUUUUGCGUCGACUCCUAUCCCCGCCGGUAUCUCCGAAGAAGAAGAGAGUGAUGGUGUACCAGCUCAAGUCUGUGUCCAAGCGGCAUUACAGCAAGUACUCAAUCUGCGGGCACUUCAACGGAGUAUCGAGUUCAAUGGGUCCAAAGUCUCGCCGAUCCCCCGCUCAUCAAAUUCAAUCACGAGUGGGACGCCAGUAACGAACAGUUUUCUUGGAGUGGAAAGUAUGAUAUAUUGGGCAGCAAUGACGUUUGACACGUCCUCGUCUCUCACCUUGAACACAAAGUCGCUACUAUCUCCAGGGCUUAACCUUGGCAUGGAAUCGGAAUCACCAUGGCGACUAGCUCAAACGUGCACAAAUAUCUUUCAUCAAGAAACCGAAAAUUGGCGAGCACAUGGUGUCUAUAUCACGGAGGAAAUAGCAAAUCAGAUCAUCGCCUCGGCUGCAUCAUACAAGCUAUUUAUCUGGAAAUCAGCAGCUGUCGUGAAAGAGGCUCUUCGAGAGGGAUUAGAGGAGGAAGUUGUGCAAAAAGUAUUUUCAACGGCAGUGGAUGCUGUGGAGCAAUUUAGUCUUACUUAUCGCGAGCUCUUGGCUGGGUGUGAGCGUCGUAUCCAGUUCUUUGGCCAUGAUACCAAGCUACGCUGGUACGAGGUCGUUUUGCAUUACAAUCUCAGCAUACUAAUUAUGCUGAAUGCCAUUGAAAUUGCCGAACGCACGGAUCUAAUGGAAAAAAUGACCGUCGUGAAAGCCAGCGCGGAAGGAACAUUACUCAAUUGCCUUAUAUUUGGGCUUAAUAAUCAGUUUCAUAUUCCACUAUUCAAUAAUGAGCUACGGGAAACCCAAGAAAUGGAAGAUGGAGAACAACAGGGUUCCACUCGAAGCGUGCCUUUGAUUGCAAUCGACCCUUAUCCUCACCAUGUUGUGGCUGCCGUGAGAAUUCUUUGGAAGGCGGUUGAGCGAGAUUUGGAAAAUGACUGUCUUGAUGAAAAAGUCGCCGAGAAAACGCAGGGCAUCCUACUCGAUACGUUAACACUUCUUCCCCAGGCAUCCAAGUCUGUCAACAUGGCACGGCAGCAAGCAGAGGCGUCAUUUCUAGGCCGUCAACAUAACGUCGAAAGCCAAGUUCCGAAUUAG